This is a messenger RNA of Drosophila busckii, 8323 nucleotides long. It is a transcript of the gene cher, whose product is annotated as filamin-A. Bases 233 to 7960 code for a protein of 2575 amino acids. The record is from RefSeq and is a predicted model, not a curated record. Lineage: Eukaryota; Metazoa; Arthropoda; Insecta; Diptera; Drosophilidae. Gene Ontology annotation, molecular function: actin filament binding. The transcript is spliced from 18 exons. Gene Ontology annotation, biological process: actin cytoskeleton organization.
CAAUUGAUUCGAAUUCAACGGUCAAAGCCAAGUGUGACCGUAUGUGAGUAACAUAAAAAUACCACGAGAGCAACAGCGCGAUAACCAACAAUCGAGAGCGGAGAGAGAGAGAGAGAGAGAGCGCGCCAGCGAGAAAAGCGUGAUAACCAACGCUCUCUGAUCAAAAGCAACAGCAAAACAAAAAGAAAUAACAACAACAACCACAGUAACAAUAAAGAGAAACAGCAACAAGAUGAGCAACAAUAAACCGGCCGUCAAAAUGUACAACGAUCAACAGGUGAUGUUAGUUAACGGGAGUGCGCUGAACAGUAAAGACGUCGUCGUCGAGCGGCAGCAAAGAAAUCCAGCUGUAGCAAAUAAUAUUAACAAGAGUAAUAAUAGUAGAGCCCAACAGAUCAGUGGCGGUGCGGUUGUUCCUGUUGGCGAGUUAUUAGUGCAAAACGCGAAUUAUACAAACGGAAGCGGUCAAACGACACAGGCGACAAUAUAUUUAAAUCACAGCAACAACAACAACAACAUAAGAAAGAACCCGCCAAAUUUGCAGUCAAACAAUAACGCGUGUGUUUAUAGCAAUAACAACAACAACAACAACAACAACGGGAACGGGAAUAGCAACAACUGCAGCAAUUUAAGUUUCUACGCACAGCAGCCAGCAACAAAUUACAACGAUAACUACAAUAACAACUACGAGCCGGCGUUUUAUCAACAAGUGCAGUCGGAACAAUACGAGGAGAACUUCGACGAAGACAUGGAGGCUGAACGUGAUCUUGCCGAGGAUGCGCAAUGGAAGAAAAUCCAACAGAAUACCUUUACACGCUGGGCCAAUGAGCACUUGAAGACCAUUGAUCGCUCCAUCAACAAUCUGGAAACGGAUCUCUCCGAUGGUCUGCGUUUAAUAGCGCUCAUCGAGGUGCUGUCCCAGAAACGUUUGCCCAAACAUAAUAAACGCCCAACAUUCCGCAGCCAGAAAUUGGAGAAUGUCUCAGUUGCGCUGAAAUUCCUGCAAGAUGAGGGCAUUAAAAUUGUUAAUAUUGACUCUUCGGAUAUUGUGGACUGCAAGCUGAAGCUGAUACUGGGCCUUAUAUGGACGCUCAUUCUGCACUACUCGAUAUCGAUGCCCAUGUGGGAUGGCGAGGAUGAGAAGCAACUGAAUGGCUCGGGCCCGACGCCCAAGCAGCGCUUGCUGAAUUGGAUACACGCCAGAAUACCCGAUAUGCCCAUUAAUAACUUCACCAAUGAUUGGACCACAGGCAAAGCUGUUGGCGCUUUGGUCGAUGCCUGCGCGCCAGGUCUUUGCCCCGACUGGGAGCUGUGGGAUCCCAAGGAUGCUGUGCAGAACGCCUCCGAGGCUAUGGGUCUAGCUGAUGAUUGGCUCAAUGUGCGUCAGCUGAUCAAGCCCGAGGAGCUGGUCAAUCCCAAUGUGGAUGAGCAGUCCAUGAUGACGUAUCUAUCGCAAUAUCCCAAUUCCAAGUUGAAGUCUGGCGCUCCACUGCGUCCCAAAACAAAUCCCAAUAGCAUUCCUCCGCCGCGAGUGCGUGCUUAUGGUCCCGGCAUUGAGCCCAUUGGUCCAGUUGUGGGUGCACCUGCCAACUUUACUGUUGAAACUUUCUCAGCGGGCAAGGGUGUUGUUGAUGUGCAGAUUGAGGGACCCAAUGGCGUUGUGGAAAAGGCUGAUGUGCGUUUCAACAACGACAAGAACUUGACCUAUACCAUUUCGUAUAUACCUAAAGCUGAGGGUUUGCAUAAGGUGACUGUGCUGUACUCGGGUCGUGAUAUACCCAAGUCGCCGUUCCCUGUUAAGGUUGAGGGACAUGCUGGCGAUGCUUCGAAGGUCAAGGUUACCGGUCCUGGCAUACAGCCCAGCGGUGUGACCAUUAAGAAGGGCACAUUCUUUGAUAUACUCACCAAGGAUGCGGGUCGUGGUGUACCCGAGGUUAUCAUUAUUGAUCCAGCCAAUCACAAGACUUCGGUGGCUGCCAAGGUGCGUCAGCUGGAGGAGGAUACUUGGCGUUGUGAAUAUAUGACAGCCAUGCAGGGUUUGCAUUCGGUGAAUGUUUUCUAUGCCGGCACGCCCAUACCCAACAGUCCGUUCCCAGUGAAGGUGGCGCCGCUGUCGGAUGCACGCAAGGUGCGCGUAUCUGGACGUGGCCUGCAGGCAACGGGCGUGCGCGUGGGUGAUGAUGCGGACUUUAAGAUACACACCGAGGGCGCCGGCGAGGGUGUGCCCGAUGUGCGCGUCAUUGGUCCCGGCGGCAUGAAUCAGAAUGUAAUGCAGUCCAAGAUUGAUGGCAACACCUAUGAGUGCCACUAUUAUCCCACUAAAGAGGGACGCUAUGUGGUUAUGGUGACGUACAGCGGGCAGGAGGUGCCCAAGUCGCCGAUUGAGGUGAAAGUGGGUCCCAAGAAGGAAUCUUCGAUAGUUGCUUAUGGUCCAGGUUUGAGCAGCGGUGUCAUUGGCUAUCCCGCUGCAUUUGUAGUCGAGACCAAUGGAGAAACCGGCGCACUGGGCUUCACUGUGGCCGGUCCCUCGCAGGCGGAGAUUGAAUGCCAUGACAAUGGCGAUGGCUCCGCUUUGGUCAAGUAUCAUCCCACAGCGGUGGGCGAGUAUGCUGUGCAUAUACUGUGCGACAAUGAGGAUAUACCCAAGUCGCCAUUCAUAGCGCAAAUAUUGCCACGCACUGACUUCCAUCCUGAGCUGGUUAAGGCAAGCGGUCCGGGAUUGGAGAAAAAUGGCGUUACCAUAAAUCAAAUGACCAGCUUUGAUGUAGACACCAGCAAGGCGGGCAAUGCGCCGCUCGAUGUGGUGGUGCAGGAUGUUUAUGGCAACAAGUUGCCAGUGCAGCUCAAGAGCAAUCCAGAUGGCACCAAGAAGAUCAGCUAUACGCCCACAUCAGGAGUGCCGCAUACAGUGGAAGUUAACUAUGGCGGCGUCUCCACACCCAACUCGCCGCAUCGCAUCUAUGUGGGCGUGCCUGUGGAUGCAAGCAAAGUGCAGGCGUUUGGUCCUUGGCUGCAGCCUGGCGUGCGACCCAAUGCGCCCACGCACUUCAAUGUGGAUGCGCGUGAGGCUGGCGAUGCCGAGCUGAAGGUUAAGGUGGUGCAUGAGGAGACCAAGCUGGAUGUGCCUUGCCGCAUCAUCGACAACGAGGACAGCACUUACUCCGUCGAAGUCAUUCCACCCAUGAAGGGCGCCUAUACCACAACCAUGACCUAUGGCGGACAGCGCGUGCCUCUGGGACAGAAAGUGGUGGUGGAGCAGACAGUGGAUGUGUCCAAGAUCAAAGUGGAUGGACUGGAGCCCACCGCACCACUCAACAGUUUGCAGCAGUUUCGCAUUAUUACGCACGGACUGCCCAAGGCGGACUUGGCGGUGACCAUUACCAGUCCAUCGGGUAAUCGCGUGAAGGCUCAUAUUAUACCCACUGCCGAGGGAUUUCUGGUGAACUUUACGCCCACACAGCUGGGCGAGUAUUUGCUCAGCAUUUGCUUUGGCGGCACGCCUAUAACGCCACGCCCCUUCCGCCUGCAGUGUCUAACAGGCAGCGAUUCCAACAAGGUGCAUGCCUAUGGACCGGGACUGGAGCGCGGCAUUGUUGGGCAGCCAGCGGAAUUUAUGAUCGAUACACGUGGCGCGGGCCAAGGCGGCUUGGGCGUCACCGUCGAGGGUCCCUGCGAGGCUGCGAUCAAUUGCCGCGACAACGGCGACGGCACCUGCAAUGUGGCCUAUCUGCCCACCGAGGCCGGCGACUAUAGCGUCAAUAUAACCUUCAAUGAGCGCCACAUACAGGGCUCGCCCUUUCAGCCGCUGAUUGUGCCGCUGCCCAAUCUGAAGAAUACGCGCGUCAGCGGCAUUGGCAUACAGCCGCAUGGUGUUAUAAUGAACGCUGCUACGGACUUUACUGUGGACAUGAGCAAAGUGGGCAGCAACAUUGACAGCGGCAAAUUAUCCUGCGCUAUCUUUGAUCCCAUGGGCCAUGUGCUGCCCAAUAAGAUGAUGGGCCCCACUGAUGAUAUAUUCCGCAUUAUGUACACGCCCUUUGAGGCAGGUCGUCAUACCAUUGAGCUAAUGUACGACAACAUACCCGUGCCUGGCUCACCCUUUGUGGUGAAUGUAAAGAGCGGCUGCGAUCCAACGCGCUGCAAGGCCUAUGGACCUGGUUUGGAGAAGGGUUUGACCAAUCAGAAGAACAAGUUUACAGUGGAAACCAAGGGCGCUGGCAAUGGCGGCUUGUCGCUUGCUAUUGAAGGCCCCUCUGAGGCUAAGAUGACAUGCACGGAUAAUCGCGAUGGCAGCUGCGAUGUGGACUACUUGGCUACAGAUCCGGGAGAGUAUGACAUAACCAUACGCUUUGCUGAUAAGCAUAUACCCGGUUCGCCAUUCCGCGUGCUGGUGGAGGAAACUGUGGAUCCCAGCAAGGUGAAAGUUUAUGGUCCAGGCAUUGAGCAUGGUCAAGUGCGUGAGGGCGUGCCCACGCUAUUCAAUGUGGAUGUGGGCGAGGCUGGUCCUGGCCGCAUUGCUGUUAAGCUCACCAACUCCGAGGGCAUACCCGUGGACAAUCUGAGCGUCGAGGACAAAGGCAAUUGCAUUUAUGCUGUGCACUAUGUGCCGCCCAAGGCGGGCUCAGUGCUUACCUGCCAGGUUAAGUUUGCGGAUGUUGAAGUGCCCUGCAGUCCAUUUGUCAUGACUGUUUUCCCCAAAUCCGAAGCCACCAAGGUGCGCGUCAAGGGCGUCAAUGAGAAGAAGAAAACGCCCGCAUCGCUGCCAGCUGAGUUUGAAAUCGAUACAAAGCAAGCGGGUCAGGCUGACAUUAAUGUGGCCAUCAAGAAUCCCAAGGGCAAGCCCAUGCAGCCGCGUCUGGAGGAAGUAGCCAGCGGCACCUAUGUGGUGUCCUUUGUGCCCGAUGAGUGCGGCACAUAUCAGUGCAGCAUUAAGUAUGGCGACAAGGAAAUCGACGGCUCGCCCUUCAAACUCGAAGCAUUCCCCACGGGCGAGGCCAAGAAAUGCAAAUUGGUAGAGCAAGUGCCCAAGAUUCUCCCCUCAGGCAGUCAGUCACACUUGAAGGUGGAUGCACGUGAAGCGGGCGAUGGUGCAGUUACCUGUAAAAUAACCAACAAGGAGGGCAGUGAAAUUGUGGACAUUGAUGUUAUUGAAAAGGAUGGCGUCUUUGAUAUACUGUAUGCACUAAAUGAUCCUGGAGAUUAUGAUAUCAACGUCAAGUUCGGCGGCAAGGAUAUACCCAAUGGCAGCUUCUCCAUUAAGGCUGUCGAAAGUAUCGAACAAUAUUCGCAUAGUGAAUACGUUGAGGAGCAUACAACCAAAGUAAUACAGCAAACGACAAAGAGCGAGCUAGUUAACGGCAAAUCUGAGGUUAGCUAUCGUAGUGUUGCCUUCGAGAAAUUACCUUUGCCCACUACAGGCGGCAACGUCACUGCUGAAGUAAAGAUGCCGAGCGGUAAGAUAGACAAGCCCAUUAUUCAGGACAAUCGUGAUGGAACGGUCUCCGUUAAGUACGAUCCACGCGAGGAGGGCUCCCAUGAGCUGACUGUUAAAUACAAUGGCGAACCAGUGCAGGGUUCACCCUUUAGAUUCCAUGUGGAUUCAAUUACAUCUGGCUAUGUGACUGCCUAUGGUCCUGGCCUAACGCAUGGCGUUACUGGCGAGCCUGCAAACUUUACCAUCUCCACCAAGGGCGCCAGCGCUGGUGGCCUUACCAUGGCCGUCGAAGGACCCAGCAAAGCUGAUAUCAAGUAUCAUGACAACAAAGACGGCACUGUCUCAGUGCAAUACCUGCCCACUGCACCUGGCGAGUACCAAGUGUCUGUGCGCUUUGGUGACAAGCACAUCAAGGGCUCGCCCUACUUUGCCAAGAUUACGGGCGAGGGACGCAAGCGCAAUCAGAUUUCGGUUGGCUCUUGCUCGGAGGUCACCAUGCCCGGCGACAUUACCGACGAUGAUUUGCGCGCGCUGAACGCUUCCAUACAGGCGCCCAGUGGACUGGAGGAGCCUUGCUUCCUGAAGCGCAUGCCCACAGGCAACAUUGGCAUUUCGUUUACGCCGCGCGAGAUUGGCGAGCACAUGGUGUCGGUGAAGCGCAUGGGCAAGCACAUCAACAACUCGCCCUUCAAGGUGACGGUGUGCGAGCGUGAGGUGGGCGAUGCCAAGAAGGUUAAGGUCAGCGGCGCUGGCUUGAAGGAGGGCCAAACGCAUAGCGACAAUAUAUUCUCUGUGGAUACGCGCAACGCUGGCUUUGGUGGUCUCUCGGUGUCCAUUGAGGGCCCCAGCAAGGCGGAGAUUCAGUGCACCGACAAGGACGAUGGCACACUCAACAUCUCCUACAAGCCCACCGAGCCGGGCUACUAUAUUGUGAAUCUGAAGUUUGCCGAUCACCAUGUGGAGGGCUCACCCUUUACCGUUAAGGUCGCUGGCGAGGGCAGCAACCGCAAGCGCGAGAAGAUUCAGCGCGAGCGCGACGCUGUGCCCAUCACUGAAAUUGGCAGCCAGUGCAAGCUCACGUUCAAGAUGCCUGGCAUUACAUCCUUUGAUCUGGCCGCCUGCGUUACAUCGCCCAGCAAUGUGACUGAGGAUGCGGAGAUACAAGAGGUGGAGGAUGGUCUCUACUCGGUGCACUUUGUGCCCAAGGAGCUGGGCGUGCACACUGUGUCAGUGCGUUACUCUGAGAUGCAUAUACCUGGCUCGCCCUUCCAGUUCACAGUGGGUCCGCUGCGCGAUUCGGGCAGCCAUUUAGUCAAGGCAGGCGGCUCUGGCUUGGAGCGCGGCGUUGUAGGCGAAGCAGCUGAGUUCAAUGUCUGGACGCGUGAGGCUGGCGGCGGCUCGUUGGCCAUUUCGGUUGAAGGCCCCAGCAAGGCAGAUAUUGAGUUUAAGGACCGCAAGGACGGCAGCUGCGAUGUCAGCUACAAGGUCAGCGAGCCCGGCGAGUAUCGUGUGGGCUUGAAGUUCAACGAUCGCCACAUACCCGACUCGCCCUUCAAGGUCUACAUCUCGCCCGAUGCUGGCGAUGCGCACAAACUGGAAGUGCAGCAGUUCCCACAGGGCAACAUACAAGCCGACGCGCCCUAUCAGUUUAUGGUGCGCAAGAACGGCGCCAAGGGCGAGCUGGAUGCCAAGAUUGUCGCGCCCUCGGGCACCGAUGAUGAUUGCUUCAUUCAAGUAAUCGACGGCGAAAUGUACUCGGUGCGCUUCUAUCCACGUGAGAAUGGCAUUCAUGCCAUUCACGUCAAGUUCAACGGCGUGCACAUACCCGACUCGCCAUUCAGAAUCAAGGUCGGCAAGGAUGUGGCCGAUCCAGCAGCUGUGCACGCCACUGGCGCCGGCUUGGAUGAUAUCAAAACGGGACACAAGACCGACUUUAUUAUCAACACUUGCAAUGCUGGCGUUGGCACAUUGGCCGUCUCCAUCGAUGGCCCCUCCAAGGUGGCCAUGGACUGCACCGAGGUCGAGGAGGGCUACAAGGUGCGCUAUACACCGCUGCUGCCCGGCGAGCACUACAUCACCGUCAAAUACAACAACAUGCACAUUGUGGGCUCACCGUUCAAGGUGCAUGCCACUGGCGACAAGCUGGCCGAUGAGGGUGCACAAGAGACAUCCACCGUUGUGGUGGAGACAGUGCAAAAGGUGGCCAAGGGCGGCAAGAAUACGGGCGUGCAUUUGCCCACAUUCAAGUCCGAUGCCAGCAAGGUGGUGUCCAAGGGCAUGGGAUUGAAGAAGGCGUACAUUGGCAAGCAGAAUCAGUUCAGCAUCUGCGCCACAGAUGCAGGCAACAACAUACUCUAUGUAGGCAUGUAUGGACCCAAGGGACCCUGCGAGGAGUUCCACGUCAAGCACGCUGGCCACAACAACUACAAUUGUCAGUAUGUGGUACGCGAUCGCGGCCAGUAUGUGCUCCUUAUCAAAUGGGGCGAAGACCAUAUACCCGGCUCCCCAUUCCAGAUUGAUGUUUAGGCCAAUCAAUCGAUCAAUCAUAAAUUAUGCAUACAUUAGCUUACUUUACCGCCCUCUGGCGGUGCUAUACGUGAACUAAACGUUUUGUCUCUGUCUCCAGCGUCGCGUCGAGUUCUCUGUGUGUGUUUUGCUUCAUUGAUUUGUCUUUGUUUUAAUUUUAACUCUUUUGCCUAUCAUUAUUACAUAAGUGAUUAUUAUUUUUUUGUUAUUUGUACAUACGUAUAAAGGGAAGAAAACAUGAACAAGUAAUGUUUUGUUUUUCCUACUUGAGAAAGUUUAUGCGCCAUUUUUUCGCCACUGAAUCGAUUUGUUUUUCUUUUUUUCUGUGUGAAUAAUUAAAAGCUAAAUAUAUUUUAAAUGCAU